Molecule: messenger RNA, 6070 nt
Organism: Tetranychus urticae (two-spotted spider mite)
Lineage: Eukaryota; Metazoa; Arthropoda; Arachnida; Trombidiformes; Tetranychidae
Biological process (GO): carbohydrate metabolic process
Cellular component (GO): extracellular region
Molecular function (GO): chitin binding; hydrolase activity, acting on carbon-nitrogen (but not peptide) bonds
Source: RefSeq, a predicted model, not a curated record
UCAACUAGUUUUAGUUACGUUUUUUUAUAAAUGAUGAAAAAAAGGACCAAACUUGUUUGAACAGUUGAAUUGGGAGUUUGAACAGUCGAAAGGAGCGUAAGAUCGUUAGUCAGUUCAUUUGGGAUUUACUCUCGAAACGAAUGAUUUCAUUUUAUAGUUGAUCAACAGUUGACUCGGCUUAAAAAAAAGCUUACCAACAGUUCAAUCUUCAAACAUCAACACCAUGCAACGAUGUGAUUACUUUUGUUCCCGAUUCAAUUAAUUGUUAAUUUAAUUCAGUGAUCAGUAAAUGGAAAUGACAUCGUUAACCCAAUCAUCAUCAUUGCCUAAAUCAACCUGCAAGUGUAACCAUUUCAAGUCUAGUAAUACCAUUGUAAAUAGUACCGGUAAAAGAUGAUGUGUAUACAGUUAUAAACCCAAAAAAAAAUCUAAGCAACCAACGGAAUUAACUGAAACUGUUUUACAUUUUAACAAUUGAUCAAUUGUGCUAUAAAUUGUGGUCAACAAAUCUUCUCUUAAACAUUUCAAUCAAUUGGUAUUGUCAACCAAUUUAACAUUGAAAUAAUGUUUAAACUAAUUGUUUCUCAAUCGUGCCUUUUAUCAAUCUUAACGUUAGUUGUUGUCUCAUCUUUAAACAGUGAUCCAAGUGAUUCCUCUCCAUUCAAAUCAUCACCCUCAUCAUCUUCUUCAUCAUCCUCGACAUCAGCUUCACCUUCAUCACCAUCAACAUCAUCCAAUGGAUCCUUAUUAUUCACCUGUCCAGAGCAAUUCGGCUAUUACGUCGAUAAUUCCGAUUGCACCAAGUAUUUUGUUUGUGUUUUUGGUGAAGCUCUUCACGAAGUCUGUACCGGUGGACUUUACUUUUCAUCUGAACUUCAAACCUGUGAUUGGCCUCGUAAUGUACAUUGCGGACGAGGUAACAAAACGGAAAAGGUAACACAUUUGUCUGGAUUAAGCAAAGGUUCAUCCAACAGUUCAGAUGAUUACAAUGAAAAUAAAGAGGUAACAUAUGAGACCAGUCUUGAUGGUAAUGUUGGCAAUGAUGCUUUACUUCAGCCUCCAAUUACACUGCCAGACAUUGACAUCUCAUCAGGUAAUGAUAAUCAUGCUAAUAAUGGGGGAAUCGGUUCUGCUAAUAGUGGUGGACGGUCUUCAGCAACAGCGGGAUCUUCAACAUCGUCUGAUGGUUCAUCCAGAAAAGAUAAAGAAUCAGAAGAUUUGGAUCUUCAAAGGUCACGGACAACUUUGAAUAAAAAUUUUGUUACAAAUUCUGGUAACACUAAUUUCAACUAUCUUGACUUUAAUGGUAACAGUAAUGCCAAUGGUAGAAGUAAUUCAGGUCGGUCACUUUCCACUUUACCUGCUGGUUCACAGUCAACUCGCAAUGAUAAUUCAACAUUUAGUAAUAACAAUAUUCACCUCGAUGUUGAACCUCCUUUAGUUUCAAAUUAUGACGAAACUUCAUCAACGGUUGUUGAUUCAGAUGGUGGUAUCCAUUUACCUGAUGGCCGAGGUGGAUUGUUUGGUAUAAACGGACAAUUACCAGGAUUGUUGAGUGGUAAUCAAGGCGAUAAACGAGAUGAAACAACGGGAGGAGGAUCAGGUAAAGAGGUAAGGUCAAUUGAUGAGUCACGGUUACCAGGAGAGCACAGAACUGGUAGAUCUUCAGAUGAUUUAUCAGAUGGAGGACGAUUUUUAGACAGAAGACGAGGUAUUCCUCAUUACCAACUUCAGGCCUUAAGACAGGCACAACAUUUUAGGCGAAUGUCACCAGUUAUUCCAAUUAUUUUACCCAAACCUGGUUCUAAUGAUGCAUCCAAUCCAUCUGGUUCAUCUUCCUCGUCUCCUUCAACUUCGUCAUCUUCACCUACAACAAAUAUUGAAACCAAAAGGCAAGAUUAUGAUUAUGAUAAUUAUCCAUCUGAACCUGCUACUCCAUUGAUUCAUGGGCCACCCGAAUCAGGUUUAUCAAGAUCAAAUAUUGGAGAUAAUGGACGGACAAGAGGAGCCACAAGAUCUUCAUCGUCGUCUUCCCCCAAGAGAGGAGUUCAUUAUGAACCUUCAUUCGUUGAGUACAUUGAUGGAUCAUCAGACAGACCAGGUGAAGGUUAUUAUGAAGAAGAGAAGAUUGUCAUUGAUCAUUACAACCAAGCUAGAAAUAGACAACCACAACACUCAUCAGCUCCUACAUCAAUAGCAAAUAUACCAAGAUCAACUCCUACGUUACCUUUACCACCACCAAAUAGAGGGGAAUCUCAACCACCAUCCAGACCCAAAUAUCCGGCGGUACCAAGGAUAAAUAGUCAGCCACAUUUUCGUCCCUUUAUUCCUCCCUAUGCUGGUUUUGAAGAGCGUGCUCAUCCUCAACCGCCUUCAUCUUCAACAGGUUCACACAGACAUCAACGUCCAUCAUCAGAUAUCAAUGAGGAUAGAGAUAAAGCCGAUGAAGAAUUAAAUGAUAGGCAAGCUCCACCAUCAACAUGGGAUGCUUAUCCUCGCAUACCCGAUCCAACUCCACAUCAUGAUGAUCAUGAUGUAUACUCUAGACCGGUAGAUGAUCCUCCCACGCGAUAUAUAUCUCAUGAACCAGUUACAGAAUCACCUAGAACUACAGAGCCAGAAAAUAAAAGGCUGGCUUACCCACCAUCAGGUGGCCCAUCAAUAAAUCCAGCUUCAAAUCGUAAGCCUGGAAGUGGACUACAACAGCCAGCAACAUCACCAUACCAUCAACCAGGAUUAUCUGUUUCAAGAAAUCGACCAAGAACUCAAUCAUUUAACAGUGGAUCAGCGGCAGGUGAGCAUUUACCUAAACCUAAACCUCAACAGCCACCACCACCUCCUCCCACACAGCCUCCGUCAACUACAACUACAGCAAACAGAGUGCGACCAUCAAAUCAAGAUACUGCACCACGAUUACCAACAGGAAGUGGUGUUCCAUCGGAGCACGGGCAACCAUUUGGGUUAGUUGACUAUGAUGAUGAGUUAUCGUCUGAUCAGCGUUUCCCAGUAUCCGGACCAAUUAUCGAACAGCCACAACCACAACCACAACCCCCGCCACCUCCACCACCACCACCACGAACUCGCACACCAACCACAACGCCGCCAACAACAACCGAAAUAGCCUUGGUUGUGCAUAAACCUCCAAGUAAUCGGCAGAGGGUGAACUUUACUCCCAUCAAUUUACCACCUCAAAGUCAACCAUCAAAUCCUUAUGUUGGAAAUGUUAAUGAUCGAUCAGCUCGACCAACAUCAUCCUCUUCAGGAUCAUCAACAGGGUCAAGCUCAUCUUCCUAUAACUCAGCCAACAAUGACCAGGGAUCAAACCGUCGUCGUCCAAGACCAACAAAUAAACGUUUAACGGUACGACCAAAGGUAACCGGCCCACCAACUCUUCCCUCUAGACCAGCCAACCUUUACCCAACCGUUGAACCAGGAACACCUGCAACAAAAUGUGAUCCAAGAGUUUGUCGUUUACCCGAUUGUAAUUGUGGUAGUGCAUCAAUUCCUGGAGGUUUAAAACCAUCUCAAGUACCACAAAUGGUGAUGAUAACAUUUGAUGAUGCCAUAAACGAUCUUAACUGGGAAAUUUACGAGGAAAUAUUCAAUUCAAAGAGACGCAAUCCAAAUGGUUGUCCACUUUUAGGUACUUUCUAUGUGUCACACGAAUGGACAGAUUAUGGCCAAGUACAAACUCUAUAUUCAAGAGGACAUGAAAUGGCCUCACAUGGUGUAACUCAUAGUUUUGGUGAAAAAUUUUCAACCAGUCAAUGGCAUAAAGAGAUUCAUGGUCAACGUGAAAUACUUUAUCUUUAUGGUGGUGUCAAGAUGGAGGAUGUUAGAGGCAUGAGGGCUCCAUUCCUGCAAAUUGGUGGUAAUAAGAUGUUCCAAAUGCUUUACAAUGACAAUUUUACUUAUGACUCGUCCAUGCCCGUGUUUGACAAUAAGCCACCAUUUUGGCCCUACACAUUGGACUACUCUGUUAAUCAUGAAUGUAUGAUUGCUCCAUGUCCAACUGAAUCGUUUCCCGGCGUUUGGGAAGUCGGUAUGGUUAUGUGGGAAGACCUUCGUGGUGGCCGUUGCUCAAUGGGUGAUGCUUGCUCCAACCCAAGCGACGAAGAUGGCGUUUAUAACAUGCUUUUACGUAAUUUCAAGCGUCAUUACAACUCUAAUCGAGCUCCUUUCGGUCUCUAUUAUCACUCGGCCUGGUUCAACACUGCUCAUCACAGGAAAGGCUUCAUGAGAUUCAUGGACGAAAUUUUAUCUUAUGGCGAUGUAUACUUUACCACUAAGUGGCAAAUGCUUCAAUGGGUACGAAAUCCAACUCCCAUUUCAACUGUAAACUCAUUUGAACCCUGGGAUUGUAAAAAAAUGGUUGAAAAUCGACCUGGAGCUUGUAAUCAUCCAACUGUUUGUAAUGUUCGUGGACAACAUGGACAUCGUUUCAUGAAAACCUGCCAAUCAUGUCCUUCAUUUUACCCUUGGCUUGGCAAAACAGGACUUUAAAUUGAUUAAUUCAUCUAAUUUAUAUUAUUUCUAGUUUAUAAUAUAAUUAUUGUAAUAUUUAACAACAAACACGAAAUUGAUAUCUUGUCAAUUAAUCAAUUACCAAGGGAUGCCAAGCUUUAAAUGUACCUUUAUCUAAAAUCUAUCUGGUUGAUUGGAUGGUUUGAAUGGAGGAAUCUUAGUAGCCAAUCAUUUAUCAAUCCUGAUCAUCUAAAUAACAAUCGAAACAAUGAAAAUUAUUAGGAAUGCGAAUAAUUUCAAUUCAUAAAUUAGAGCUAAUGGCUAAAUCGUUUAUAUUGUCAAUUUUCAUCCUCGUUUCUUGCCAAUAAGAUUGCUGCCGAUCAUCUGGACGUCUUAAUUUCUUCUUCAAAUAAUUUCUUCAAAUUUUCGUCCCUUUCAACAUCUUCAACUGAUAGAUUGAUAAGUUGAACGUCCAUCUGCACAACGGGUGAUAAAUAUAUUUAUAAUCAUCAUUUUUUUGUAAUAAACCACAAAAUCGAAGAGUCAACUUGGUCUUUACGACUUAUGCCGCUUCAAAUAAUCACUCACAAGGCGUCAUCGUCCUCAUCUUCAUCAACAUUUUAUCCAAAAAUGUUAACUUCACCUUCUUGCCAACCUUUAAUCUCUAAUGAGACUUUUGAAACUUCGACUUUUCGCAGUUUAUCCCAUGAUGUGCCAAGAGAGUAUCAAACAAUCUUGCCUUUUAAUCACACUCAAACUUUUCAACUUUCUCAUGCAAUUGAAUCAUCAUGCAAUAACUCAUAUCAUAAUGAAACGUCGUACAAUCAACGUUCAACAUUUCAAUACUCUAUUGUAAUCAUCAACUCAUUACACUAUUCCAGCAAAGCUCAAUUGCCUAAUUUACCAUUAAAUUAGCAUACAAGGAUCAAUUUCUUCCAGACCUGUUCAUCUUACUGAUCAUCAACUUCCAUUGAAUUUAUUUCACUCUGGAAAUGAGUAACUCGCCACUCUCAUUUUGUCAACAAUUUUUAAACACAUCAUCACCAAAUGCUGCCACAAUAAAUUUAAUUAAAUAGGUGAAUUGACAACAAUAUGUGGUGGUAAAGAGAGAUAAAAGCAAGAAAGAAAACUCGAUUACCCAAAACUCAUAUCUAGUCCAUUAAUAGAUGAUUAAUAAUUAUGAAAGCAAAGGAAAACGAAUGCUUACAGUUUUGGUGAAAGACAACAACAGGAGCAUCAACAAUAAUUGAUAAACGCACAUAAAUCACCAUUGACUAGCCAAUUUAACCCAUUUUUAUAAAUUAAUUUGAUCUUGUAUGUGUAGAUCAUAAAUUGUUUUGCUCAUCUUAUUUUCUCAUCAGCAGCUUGAAACAUCUUGUCUUCCAUCUCAUCUGUUUAACCUUCUUCUUCCAUCAUCAUCUCUUCAUUUUAAGUGAAAUCAAUUGUUUAUUAUAAUAGUUUCGCUAUCAUCUUCAUCUUCAUCUAUCUCUUUUCCCUUUACUUUAUAUGAAACAAAAAAAAUCACUUUCUCCUGUCAUCAUCUGUCAUCAUUUUUAUCCUCACCAUUAUAAAAGCCCAAAAUAAACGUUAUUUUGUUAUUUUUCAA